Molecule: messenger RNA, 3508 nt
Organism: Gavialis gangeticus (Gharial)
Lineage: Eukaryota; Metazoa; Chordata; Crocodylia; Gavialidae
Gene: SLC8A3
Product: solute carrier family 8 member A3
Exons: 9
Coding region: 507-3272 (921 amino acids)
Biological process (GO): calcium ion import across plasma membrane; sodium ion transmembrane transport; cell communication
Cellular component (GO): postsynapse; sarcolemma; axon
Molecular function (GO): calcium:sodium antiporter activity
Source: RefSeq, a predicted model, not a curated record
GGCUUGUAAUUCUGUUGCAGUUCUUGCUCCCAGCUGAUAGGGUGACGUGGAGUUUGGAGGCUUAGAGAUUGGCUUUUUGAUUUGGCUUCUUGCUGCAGUUGUGCAAACCUCUCAGAAAUCAGGCUCAGCGGCUUCCCUUGCACCGUGAUGCUGGAAAGUCUCAGCUGAGCCCCUGAUGGUGUGAGAGAGGGAAGGGGGAAGCCCAUCCGAUUCCAUUGCAACCUGGGAUGCACUCCCCCACUCCCCCUGGCAGCUGCGAGGCAGAGCAGAGGUUUCUUAGCAAGCCGGGCAAGUUGGACUGACAUGCAGGGAAGGACCCCCCCCCACCUCCCCUCUCCAGGCAGUGAUUAACGGCGGGAUGCAAUGAGCUCUGUCUAACCACGGGAAGGAUCUGUCGUGGGGAGCAAGCGGAACCCCCCCAAAGUCCCGAAGGCAAGCCAGAGGGAUUCCUGGCCUUGUAAUAAGAAGACCUGUUGCAUCUACACAACAGAAGCUAAAUCUUGUGUAUGGCGUUGUUAAGGUUGCAGCCUCUCACCUCAGCCUUCCUCCAUUUUGGGCUCGUUACCUUUGUGCUAUUUUUGCAUGGCUUGCAGGUGGAUGCUGGCUUGACUGGAGAUUCACCAAAUAUUGGACAAAACAACUCAUGUGCAGGAUCAUUUGACUGCAAGGAGGGCGUGAUCUUGCCAAUAUGGUACCCAGAAAACCCAUCCCUUGGGGACAAAAUUGCCAGGGUAAUUGUUUAUUUUGUAGCACUUAUCUAUAUGUUCCUUGGAGUUUCCAUCAUUGCAGAUCGGUUCAUGGCAUCUAUAGAAGUCAUUACAUCACAAGAGAAAGAAAUUACAAUCAAGAAGCCCAAUGGAGAGACCACUACCACUACUAUUCGGAUUUGGAACGAAACUGUUUCCAACCUGACCCUCAUGGCUCUAGGUUCCUCUGCUCCUGAGAUCCUUCUCUCGUUGAUAGAGGUUUGUGGGCAUGGAUUCAUAGCUGGAGACCUGGGACCUUCUACCAUUGUUGGUAGUGCUGCUUUCAAUAUGUUUAUCAUCAUAGCCAUUUGCGUCUAUGUGAUUCCUGAUGGGGAAACCCGAAAGAUAAAACACCUCCGCGUUUUCUUUGUCACAGCUGCUUGGAGCAUCUUUGCUUAUAUCUGGUUGUACAUGAUCCUGGCAGUCUUUUCCCCAGGUGUGGUACAGGUGUGGGAAGGUUUGCUCACUCUAUUCUUCUUCCCUCUGUGCGUCCUUCUGGCAUGGGUGGCAGACAGACGGUUGCUUUUCUAUAAGUACAUGCACAAAAGAUACCGCACGGACAAGCACAGGGGUAUUAUCAUAGAAUCGGAAGGUGAUCACACCAAGGGAAUUGAAAUGGAUGGCAAGAUGAUGAACUCCCACUUUCUGGAUGGAAACUUAGUGACUAUGGAGGGGAAGGAGGUAGAUGAAUCUCGCAAAGAGAUGAUCCGAAUCCUCAAGGAUCUGAAGCAAAAGCACCCAGAAAAGGACUUGGACCAGCUGGUAGAGAUGGCCAACUAUUAUGCCUUAUCUCACCAGCAGAAAAGCAGAGCUUUUUAUCGCAUCCAGGCUACCAGAAUGAUGACUGGCGCUGGCAACAUUUUGAAGAAGCAUGCAGCUGAGCAAGCCAAGAAGAGCACCAGCUUGCAUGAGAUUUGUCCAGAAGAGCCUGAGGAAUUCAUCUCCAGAGUGUGCUUUGACCCUUGCUCCUACCAGUGUUUGGAGAACUGUGGUGCCGUCCUCUUGACAGUGGUACGGAAGGGAGGAGACAUAUCUAAGACCAUCUAUGUGGACUACAAAACAGAGGAUGGCUCUGCCAAUGCUGGUGCUGACUAUGAAUUCACAGAAGGAACUGUGGUCCUGAAAUCAGGGGAAACCCAGAAGGAGUUCUCUGUAGGAAUUAUUGAUGAUGACAUCUUUGAGGAAGAUGAACAUUUCUUUGUGCGCCUCAGUAACCUCCGUGUGGUAGAGAUGGAGGAAACUCCAGAGCUCAACAGCUCACCAUACCCAAAGGCCAUACUCUCCUCUCCUUGUGUGGCCACGGUGACUAUUUUGGAUGAUGACCAUGCAGGCAUCUUUACAUUUGAGUGUGAUGUGAUACAUGUCAGUGAGAGCAUCGGUGUGAUGGAGGUGAAAGUCCUAAGGACAUCAGGUGCUCGAGGUACAGUCAUAGUCCCAUUUAGGACAGUGGAAGGGACAGCAAAAGGAGGUGGAGAGGAUUUUGAAGAUACUUUUGGGGAGCUGGAGUUCAAAAAUGAUGAAACUGUGAAGACCGUAAGGGUUAAAAUAGUAGAUGAGGAGGAAUACGAAAGGCAGGAGAAUUUCUUCAUUGCCCUUGGUGAACCGAAAUGGAUGGAACGAGGAAUAUCAGCGCUGCUGCUUACCCAAGAAGUGGCAGACAGGAAGCUGACAGUUGAAGAGGAAGAAGCCAAGCGGAUCGCAGAGAUGGGCAAGCCAGUGUUGGGCGAGCACCCUAAACUAGAAGUCAUCAUUGAGGAGUCCUACGAAUUCAAGAGUACUGUGGACAAGCUGAUUAAGAAGACAAACCUGGCUUUGGUUGUAGGGACACAUUCCUGGAGGGACCAGUUCAUGGAAGCCAUAACGGUCAGCGCAGCGGGUGAUGAAGAUGAAGAUGAAUCCGGCGAGGAGCGCCUGCCAUCCUGCUUUGACUAUGUCAUGCACUUCCUGACUGUCUUCUGGAAGGUGCUCUUUGCCUGCGUACCACCAACAGAGUACUGCAAUGGCUGGGCCUGUUUCGUGGUGUCCAUCAUGAUCAUUGGCAUGCUCACUGCCGUCAUCGGAGACCUUGCCUCUCACUUUGGCUGCACCAUUGGUCUCAAGGACUCAGUGACUGCUGUGGUGUUUGUAGCCUUUGGCACCUCAGUACCAGAUACCUUUGCCAGCAAAGCGGCUGCCACCCAGGAUGUGUAUGCUGAUGCUUCAAUCGGUAACGUCACAGGCAGCAAUGCCGUCAAUGUUUUCUUGGGCAUUGGACUAGCAUGGUCAGUGGCUGCCAUCUACUGGGCGUCCCAGGGACAAGAGUUCCACGUGUCAGCGGGCACACUGGCCUUCUCCGUCACACUUUUCACCAUCUUUGCUUUCAUCUGUAUCAGCAUCCUGCUGUAUCGGAGACGGCCUCACCUCGGAGGGGAGCUAGGAGGCCCCAAGGGGUGCAAACUCGCCACGACUUUGCUCCUUGUGAGCCUGUGGCUACUGUACAUUCUUUUUGCCACCCUGGAGGCCUAUUGCUACAUCAAAGGGUUCUAAGUGGUGGAGAGAUGAUGAAGUCAGGGGGAGGGAUUCCCCCUCCUCUGUUACCUCACUGGACACCAGUCCUCAAAAGUGUUGUUAAACCAGAAGUGACAGCACUCAGUCAGAGUCCACACCUGCCCAGACUCUAAGACAACUGGGCUUCAAAAAGGGCAAAAUCAUCAUGAAACACAAACAAGAUUUACAAAAAAAUAAAAAUAAAUAAAAAAAUGAUCAAUUAAAGCAUUCAAAUA